Molecule: messenger RNA, 3802 nt
Organism: Coturnix japonica (Japanese quail)
Lineage: Eukaryota; Metazoa; Chordata; Aves; Galliformes; Phasianidae
Gene: SFRP1
Product: secreted frizzled related protein 1
Biological process (GO): canonical Wnt signaling pathway; non-canonical Wnt signaling pathway
Molecular function (GO): Wnt-protein binding
Source: RefSeq, a predicted model, not a curated record
AGGGAAGCGAGAGGGGAAGCGAGGGAGCGGGGAGCUGCGCGUGGGGCAGCUGCGGGCAUUUGGCCGCCGAGCACCGGGCGGGCGACACGGGAAGGGGUCGUUGGGAAGAGCGCGGGGGGCUCCGGGUGAAGCUGCGGGCGGUGGCGGUGCCGCGGGCGGUGCCGUCGGGGCGGCCGUCGGCGCGGCCAUGGGCGGAGUGCGGGCAGCGCUGCGGGCUCUUCUGUCGCUGGCCGCGGGGCUGCUGGCGUGCGGAGGGGCCAGCGAGUACGACUACGUGAGCUACCAGUCCGACCUGGGCCCCUACCCUGGGGGGCGCUUCUACACCAAACCCCACCAGUGCGUGGCCAUCCCCGCCGACCUGCGGCUCUGUCACAGCGUGGGCUAUGAUAAAAUGGUGUUGCCCAACCUGCUGGACCACGAGACCAUGGCCGAGGUGAAGCACCAGGCGAGCAGCUGGGUGCCGCUGCUCAACAAGAACUGCCACAUGGGCACCCAGGUCUUCCUCUGCUCCCUCUUUGCCCCCGUCUGCCUGGACCGCCCCAUCUACCCGUGCCGCUCGCUCUGCGAGGCUGUGCGUGACUCCUGCGAGCCCGUCAUGCAGUUCUUUGGCUUCUUCUGGCCGGAGAUGCUCAAGUGUGACCAGUUCCCCCAGGAUGAUGUCUGCAUUGCCAUGUCAGCUCCCAAUGCCACCGAAGUCUCCAGGCCUAAAGGAACCACUGUGUGUCCCCCAUGUGACAACGAGAUGAAGUCAGAGGCCAUCGUUGAGCACCUGUGUGCCAGUGAAUUUGCUCUUAAGAUGACCAUCAAGGAAGUGAAAAAGGAGAAUGGGGACAAAGUGAUCAUUCCACGGAAGAGGAAAGCGCUGAAGCUGGGGCCCAUCCGCAAGAAGAACCUGAAGAAGUUGGUGCUGCUCCUGAAGAACGGGGCUGACUGCCCCUGCCACCAGCUGGACAACCUUGGCCAUCACUUCCUCAUCAUGGGCCGCCAGGUGAAGACCCAACACCUUCUGACAGCCAUCUACAAGUGGGACAAGAAGAACAAAGAGUUCAAGAAGUUCAUGAAGAAGGUGAAAGCUCCGGACUGCCCCACGUUCCCAUCCGUCUUCAAGUGACCCCCAUAGGGGCCAAACUCCUCCCUUUCCUCCUCAUCCUCGGAGCUCCCCACAGCCCCACCUCCUGCCCCCUGCCAGCAUUUCCCAGAGUGAGCACUGAGCAGAGCCCGAGGUCCCGGACCACAUACAUCUGCAGUAGCCAAAGACCCAUUGCUAGGAGCUGAUGGAAAUAGCAACGGUCAGAUGCAGAGGGGUGUGAGACCACAUGAUUUUGGACCUGAUCCUUGUGACCACCGAUGUUCAUGGCUGUAGGAGCACUCGAGUUAAUUCCUACAGGACCCAAGCCAGCCUAUUGGAAAAGUAUUCUGUCCUGACAAUACAAGUUAAUAAAUAAGUGCAGCAGUAUCCAUCAGACCCCUGAUAAAGCCUCCUAGUAGCUAAUUGCCCUCCUGGUAAAUACAAACCAACCAAUAUUCCAGCUUGAGUGCCUUUGGAUUGAGCCUCAGCCCUGGGACCUGACGGUGCCUUGGUCUGCUGGGUCUCAUUCCCAACCACUGCAUGAUCCCAUUCACCAGGCUGUGUCCCUCAGCGAGGCGAUGCUCGCUGGCUCAUGUCAUUGCUUGCUUUACCACCAAUAUUUCAUUUUCCUUCAGGCCAUCAGCAGAAUAUUGCACUGCAGAAGGACAAGGAGUGGUCCCUGCAAAGUACCACAGGACUGCGUCAUCUCGGUGCUCCUUUUCCUGCAGUUGCUGUGGGACUGAUUGGUGUCUGGGUUUUGCUGAGUGACAGCUUGGCUUUGUAUCGUUCUGUGUUGGUUUUUUAUCCUGUAAUCAAAAUGUCACGUUAGUGUGAGGUUGAGUCGUUUUAUGAAAGGCAAUGAAUACUACAUCCAAAUGAUUACACUUAUUGACCAGGCUGAAAUUCAUUAUUCUUUUAAUUGGAGUGUCCUUUUCUCCACAGUCCCAUAUUGCUCUGCAUUAAUUACACCGUCCUGCUUCUAUUCAUCAUCCUCAUAAAUCACGAUUGCUCCUAAGAGAAUGGCCAUCUUAAAACUUGAAAUAACCCUGUAGCUUUGCAGUUAACUCUGCUCAGACCUGGUGAAUGAAUCGUUCUCUGGCUCGGGAGUGCUGUGUGUUUCUUUCAUGACUGAACCAUGGACUUUAUUGUAGAUAAAUACAGUAAAUAUGCUGAGCACCCUGAUGAAUGCUGCUUCAGAACUAGCAGAGAGAUGGAUUUAGGAUGUGAACUCUGUAGAAAAUCCCACUAAGUGUCUUAGACCACCGUGUGUAUUAGCAUUGUUACUAUGAUGCAAAGUUAAUCGUUGUAGAUAAUGUACUUUAUCAGUGAAUUAAAAAGAAAAAAAAGCAAAACCACAAUAAGAACCAUCCUUAAGCUUUAGAGGCAGCUCAGAGCUGCCGAGCUGAGCUGUGUGUGGUGUUUCAAGCACAGUGCAUUGGACAUCUCUAUAUACCUGGAUGGUCACUGUACCACCCUGCUACCAAAGGGCUGAAUCUGGCAGCAGUUCUGUGCAGAUGGAGCAGGCAGAGCCCCUGUGCACCAUUGCUUCCCUUGUGCUCUCUUUGUAUGUGGAGGUUUUUAAUAAAAAGAAAAAAAAAAUAACAGCACUAGAAGAGAUACGUUUGAUGUAACAUCGUGUUGUAGACAAGAUAUAUUUACGUUUUGUUUUAAUGUAAUUUUAGAUCAUUAAUUUAGAACGCGUGUGGCAGCCCCAGACUGGAGCUGCAGCUGCUGUCUCCUUGUGCUCUUACCCCCCACCCUAUGGGGGUCCCUGGGGUGGAGCAACACUGGGGCUACAGUCCAGGCCCACGGUGCCAAGGCUGAGGUUGCAGAGUCAGAUCAGCAUCCGCUUCUGUUGUGUGGGUGGAAGCCUCAGAUGUGGUGAAGGUGUUCAGCACUGCAGUGAGCUCAUGGUAGAUGAUUUCAGCGGUUGGUUUCGAUGUUAACAGCUUGCAUUUAUUUUCUGUUCUUUAUGCUUUGUCUUUUAUAUAUCAAUCGUCUCUUAACCAGAACUGCUAAAUUAACCCACAACAAUAUGAUUCCCCCUCCCUGUUUUGAUAGAGACACUGUUUUCUGUCCUUUGUUGGUGCUGUCAGAGGUGGCUGCAGAGCAAUGCAGUGCGAUGCAAUGGGACGUGAUGCAAUGCUGGGGAUGUCUGGGCUGGGUGUGCUGCAGCUUUUUGGACAAGAGGAGGGGGAUGCUUCUCACAGCCAAACCUAACACUCCCCAGUGGUGCAUCCCUGCUGUAAGAACACAGAAACUGUCUUGCAGUGCAGCCCCAUGCACGCUGCAAAGAGGUCUUGGGGUGCGAGAGCCACAUGGGGGUCAUGCAGGGCACAGUGGGCUCCAAGGAUUCCAACUGUGUUAUUGUGAGGCUCGAGGGGAGCAGCCCAAGCUACACAUCAAGUAGCUUUUGAAGGACAAAUGCUCCCAGUGUAAUUGUGAUGGAGAGCGUAGAAGUGCAUGAAGAGCACACGUUGUGUGAGUGCUCUGGAGCAGGCACUACCCAGAGUCUGUGCUGCUGUGGGAACCUCUCAUGUGAGCACAAUGCAUUGCAGCAGAGCACUGCUUACUUUUCUCAUAGACUAUUUUGACAAAGAAAUCUGUACUUGAUUGUUUUGCUUUGUUUAAAACUUGUGGUUGAUAUAAACACGUUAUGGCUUCUGUUCUCUCUCUUCUGUGAUUGGAGCAAGAAAACCUCUCAAUAAAAUGUGUUUUUUGUUUUUGUUUUUU